This is a messenger RNA of Anoplopoma fimbria (sablefish), 877 nucleotides long. Its product is annotated as myelin-oligodendrocyte glycoprotein-like. The record is from RefSeq and is a predicted model, not a curated record. Lineage: Eukaryota; Metazoa; Chordata; Actinopteri; Perciformes; Anoplopomatidae. Bases 216 to 872 code for a protein of 218 amino acids. The transcript has 3 exons.
GAUGUGUAGCACUCAGACAUCCAAUCAAAUAUGUUUGUGCAUUUGGGUGAACUCAGAGGACAGUGAUCAUUACUGAUUCCACUUUUUCAAUUGAAUUAUCGAAAUAAACGAACUUUUCCAUGAUAUUCUAAUCUAUUGAGAUGCACCUGUAUAUGUGCAUGACUGCACUUUUAGUUUCACUUUGUCUGCAGCACACGUGAAGGCUCCACGUGCAGAUGGACGUGGAGGAGCUCAGUUACAGCGUUUCUCUCGCGCCUGUUACUCUUGUCGUCCUCGUGCUGCUUUUGGGCUUCACACCUGUCGAAGGUCAAUCUCAGGUGAUCGGCUCUCUUCAGCCGAUCGUGGUGUCUCCUGGCGAUGACGUCAUCCUGCCUUGUCACGUGGAGCCGCCGCUCAGCGUGAUGGGACUGACGGUGGAGUGGUCGAGGCCCGACCUUCAGCGGGACCCCAAAGAUUGGCUGAGCCGGGUCGAGUAUGUGCAUCUUUACCGGGACAACCGAGAGGUGCCGGACAUGAAGUUGUCCUCGUUUGUCAGGAGGACAACGCUGUUCCCAGACGGCCUGAGACAAGGCAACAUAUCGCUGAAGAUCAUGAAUGUGACGCUUGCAGACGAGGGGAGAUUUCAAUGUUUCAUCCCUAAAUUAGAGGGCAGAGUACGGUCUGCAUUUGUUCAUCUUGUCGUUGAACCAAACUCUGCCAAAAACUGGACAACAGAGACGCCAAUACAACCCCGAAGUCCCCAAACUCCUGAUCUGAGGGGAGAGACGGAUGCUAAAGGUGAGGAACAAUUCUUGAAAUACCAACUUUUAACCAGAAAAGUGUAUGUUUCUUUAUCUCUGUUUGGCAGAAAGGUGUCAUGUAUGAAGUUAUAAUAAGU